AUGGGUAGCAGGGUUCCGGGAAAGAUAGAGGCUAGAUAUAGCGCAGCCCCAAACUCGAAGACUCGAGAAUUCCAUGUUGAUAGGAAAUGGGAUAUGUACAGCCGGCUAGUAACUCUCGCUGGCACCUGGCUGUCCCUUCUUUCGUCUCCUGUGGUACCGUCUGGCACAACGCUUUCAGCAUGGGCGGUAGUGCCAAAUAGAGGACUGCGCUCUUCAUCCAUCGGCAAACAGGACCCCGCUGGCAAGGAACUCACUGCGGCGCUUUCGACGGGAUGGGAAUUCAAGCUCGCUGAAGAGAGCCAGCCGAACUCGUGGCUCCCCGUUGCCAAGGUGCCUACGGUGGUUCAUCUCGAUCUCUUAGACAAUGAGAAAACUCUCGAUCCUUCCCUAGAUAUACGAAAAGUCAUGGACAUACCGAUGCAAGUUUACCGCUCGAAUGUAGAAGGAACAAAAACUGUCUUGGUAUUUGAGGGCUUAGACACAUUUGCGACUGUGCGACUAAACGACACGGAAAUCCUAAAAUCCAAGAACAUGUUCAUACCUUACCAUGUUGAUGUCACGGCGAUGAUAGCUUUAAUAGCCUCAACACCAUCGAAAUCGACUUUGAGUCUGAAUGUAAGGCAGCCCAUCAUGUGA
Pseudogymnoascus destructans is the source of this 636-nucleotide messenger RNA. RefSeq lists its product as uncharacterized. Gene Ontology annotation, biological process: glycoprotein catabolic process. Gene Ontology annotation, molecular function: beta-mannosidase activity. The record is from RefSeq and is a predicted model, not a curated record. NCBI's taxonomy places the organism in Eukaryota, Fungi, Ascomycota, Leotiomycetes, Thelebolales, Thelebolaceae. The transcript is spliced from 3 exons. The coding region runs from base 1 to 636 and encodes 211 amino acids.